AUGGCACUGUUACCUGGUGGAGAGCCUAAUGCCCAGCUGUUCCGCCCGUUACUAACGGGAUCCCUCACGUGGGAAGCUUGUUUAUACUGGCAAACGCCCUGUGGCUCUUGUCUGACCAGUGUCCAGUUUAUGCCUGCCCUGGGCUCUUGUCUGAUUAGUGUCCAGUUGCUCUGGUACCGGAAGCCUAACCUUCUGUUCUCCCCGGUGUCCAGGGAAAACCCCAGCCUCGGGCAGCCCCGAGUGCUUUCUUCAGAUGGAAGAAACAACUCCACAGCUUCCAGCAGCUCCUCUUCAUCCAAAUCCUGCCUGCACAUCACCACGUGGCUCUGUCAGAAAAUGUGUCUGUCAGUGGAAGUUUAUACACAGCCACAUUUUCCCAUUAAUUUUCAUUUUCUUUUUUUCUUUCUUUCUUCCUUUCUUUUUUUUUUUUUUUUUUUCUUUUUGAGAGCAGUUGCUCUAUCGGCCAGGCUGGAGUGCAGUGACAUGAUCUCGCCUCACUGUAGCCUCCACCUCCUGGGCUCAAGUGAUUCUCCUUUCAGCCUCUCCAGUAACUGGGAUUACAGGCACCUGCCACCACACCCGCUCUUUCCUCCUCCGAUUCAGCAGACAGCCGCCGCAUCUUCUCUCACAUCGCCAGCCACAUCCCUGAGACACCAUGGUGAAGGCGAAGGUCAGAGUCAGUGGAUUUGGUCGUAUUGGGCGCCUGGUCAGCAGGGCUAUUUUAACUCUGGUAAAGUGGAUAUUAUCACCAUCAGUGACCCCUUCAUUGAUCUCAAGUACAUGGUCUACAUAUUCCAGUAUGAUUCCACCCAUGGCAAAUUCCAUGGCACCAUCAAGGCUGAGAACGGGAAGCUUGUCAUCAAUGGAAAUCCCAUCACCAUCUUCCAGGAGCGAGAUCCCUCCAAAAUCAAAUGGGGCACUGCUGGUGCUGAGUACAUCGUGGAGCCCACCAGCACCUUUACCACCAUGGAGAAGACUGGGGCUCACUUGCAGGGAGGAGCCAAAAGGGUCAUCAUCUCUGCCCCCUCUGCUGAUGCCUCCAUGUUCAUAAUGGGCGUGAACAAUAAGAAGUAUGACAACAGCCUCAAGAUCAUCAGCAAUGCCUCCUGUACCACCAACUGCUUAGCGCCCCGGGCCAAGGUCCUCCAUGACAACUUUGGUAUCGUGGAAGGACUCAUGACCACAGUCCACGCCAUCACCGCCACCCAGAAGACUGUGGAUGGCCCCUCCAGGAAACUGUGGCAUGACGGUGGUGGGACUCUCCAGAACAUCAUCCCUGCCUCUACUGGCACUGCCAAGGCUGUGGGCAAGGUCAUCCCUGAGCUGAACGGGAAGCUCACUGGCAUGGCCUUCUGUGUCCCCACUGCCAAUGUGUCAGUCGUGGACCUGACCUACCAUCUGGAAAAACCUACCAAAUAUGAUGGCAUCAAGAAGGUGGUGAAGGAGGCAUCAGAGGGCUCCCUCUAGGGCAUCCUGGGCUACAACACCGAGCCCCAGGUUGUCUCCUUCGACUUCAACAGCGACACCCAUUCUUCCACCUUUAUUGUUGGGGCUGGCAUUGCCCUCAACAACCACUGUGCCAAGCUCAUUUCCUGGUAUGAGAAUGAAUUUGGCUACAGCAACAGGGUGGUGGACGUCAUGGCCCACAAGUCCUCUAAGGAGUAAGACCCCUGAACCACCAGCCCCAGUGACAGCACAAGAGGAAAAGAGAGGCCCUCAUUGCUGGGGAGUCCCUGCCACACUCAAUCCCCUGCCACAAUGAGAAUCUCCCCUCCUCACAGUUUCCAUGCAGACCCCCUGAAGAGGGAGGGGCCUAGGGAGCCCCACCUUGUCUUGUACCAUCAACAAAGUCGCCUGUGCUCAGCCAAAAAAAUAAAUACAUAAAAUUUUUUUCUAUAAAGUUUCUAUGGAUUAAUGAUCAAUUCUUAAAUAUUCUAGUUUUGACUGGAAUUUGGAAUAAUAUUUUAUUAUUAUUCCUAGUUUGUAUUGUCAGUGUAGAAGAUAUUAAGAUUUCUUAAGUUGUUCUUAUCUAAAAAUUUUGUUCAAUUCUCUUACUAGUUCUAAUAGUUGGAAGCUUUUUUGGACAGAUGAUUAUAUUAUCUGCAAAUAAUAACAGUUUUAUCUCCUUUCAAGUCUUACCUGUCCUACUUAUUCUUUUUUCCUUAUAGAAUUGGUCACAAGCUUACAUACAAAUAUUAAUUAAUAGGAGUGAUGAUGGGCAUCUUUACAUCAUUUACAAUUUCAGAGAAAAUAUUAAAAAUGCCCCUAAUCUGUGUAACGUUUAACAUCACUUUUAGAGUAGACAACUUUAACAAGUUGAAGAAGUUCCUUUCUAUUUCCAGUUAACAAGUUUUAUUAUACAUAUGUGUUGAAUUGAUCAAGAAGUUUUUCUGCAUCAAUUCAGAUAAUACUGCAUUUUACACUCUACUUAGCUGAUAUAAUAAAUUCUGUUGAUAUAUUU
This is a messenger RNA of Gorilla gorilla gorilla (western lowland gorilla), 2461 nucleotides long. RefSeq names its product glyceraldehyde-3-phosphate dehydrogenase-like. Gene Ontology annotation, biological process: glycolytic process. Gene Ontology annotation, molecular function: NAD binding; glyceraldehyde-3-phosphate dehydrogenase (NAD+) (phosphorylating) activity. Gene Ontology annotation, cellular component: cytosol. The transcript has 3 exons. Bases 1 to 1467 code for a protein of 488 amino acids. Lineage: Eukaryota; Metazoa; Chordata; Mammalia; Primates; Hominidae. The record is from RefSeq and is a predicted model, not a curated record.